AUGUCAUUUCUAAAUACGAUCAGAGGAUUAGGCAGAAGCUCCAAGAAGAAUAAGAAGGAUUUGGAUACUCCAGCAUCGAUAUAUUCACAUAAUAAUUCAUCUGGCUCACCAAUAAGAAGAUCACAGUCUCCAGGUAAGUAUUCGCCAAAUAAAUAUUCACCAAGCAAACCACGAAGCUCAAAUCAAAUACAGUUUGCAAAUCAGUCGCCUACCAGAAGAGGCCGUACACUGGGAAAUACGCAUAAUCAACAGAACCAGCUGCCACGUCGUCAACAAGGUUCUCAAACACAAACAUCACAAGCACAAUUACCACUAUUCUUAUGCGAGCCAUUCGUGAAAACCGCGUUAGUGAAAGGAUCAUUCAAAACUAUUGUUCAACUUCCUAAAUAUGUGGAUUCUAAUGAGUGGAUAGCGUUGAAUAUAUUCGAGCUGUAUAAUAAUCUAAACCAAUUUUAUGGAGUUAUUGCGGAUCAUGUUACUCCAGAGGCAUUUCCAACUAUGAAUGCGGGUCCAAAUACGAAUUACAUGUGGGUUGAUGCUACUGGUCAAGCAAUUAAUUUACCAGCAAGCCAAUAUAUUGACUACGUUUUGACAUGGAUAUCAAGCAAGUUGAACGAUCAAUCAAUAUUUCCUACGAAGAAUGGGGGUGCUUUCCCACCAAAUUUCUUGAAGGAUUGCAAAAACAUAUCAAGACAAAUGCUCAGAAUAUUUGCUUUCAUAUAUCACAAUCAAUUUGACAAGAUAGUACAUUUAUCAUUAGAAGCCCACUGGAAUUCUUUCUUCGCCCAUUUUAUUAGCUUCAUAAAGGAAUUUAAUUUGAUUGACAGGAAGGAAUUAGAACCAUUGUUACCGUUAAUAGAGAAUUUUGAACAGCAAGGAAAAAUUAUAUAG
Debaryomyces fabryi is the source of this 891-nucleotide messenger RNA. It is a transcript of the gene MOB2, whose product is annotated as Mob2p. Lineage: Eukaryota; Fungi; Ascomycota; Pichiomycetes; Serinales; Debaryomycetaceae. Gene Ontology annotation, molecular function: protein kinase activator activity. The transcript has a single exon. The coding region runs from base 1 to 891 and encodes 296 amino acids. Gene Ontology annotation, cellular component: nucleus; cytoplasm. The record is from RefSeq and is a predicted model, not a curated record. Gene Ontology annotation, biological process: cell division; signal transduction; positive regulation of protein phosphorylation.